Molecule: messenger RNA, 795 nt
Organism: Lycium barbarum (goji berry)
Lineage: Eukaryota; Viridiplantae; Streptophyta; Magnoliopsida; Solanales; Solanaceae
Exons: 4
Coding region: 1-795 (264 amino acids)
Source: RefSeq, a predicted model, not a curated record
AUGCAUGCAAAAGUGGUUGCUGAGUUGAGUCAGGAUGUGCAUCAGAUAUCUGGUUUUAAUAGGGGUGAAUUUCCUUUUACCUAUUUGGGAUGUCCUAUCUUUCAUGCAAGGAGACAAAAGUUGUUUUAUAAGGAUAUGUUGAAGAAAGUAAGAGAUAAAUUACAAGCUUGGAAAGGAAAAUUACUGUCAUUUGGUGGAAAAGCAGAUUUGAUCACUAGUGUAUUGCAAAGUAUUCCUAUAUACUUGUUAUCCGCAAUGGUUCCACCUAAAUGUGUAAUCAAAGAGCUGCACAAGAGGAUGGCAGAAGUAAACACUGCUAAGAAUGGGAGAAGAUGUGAUUUCCAAAGAAUGAAGGUGGAGUUAGCUUUAGAUCAUUGUUUGACAUCUCCAAAGCUUUAUUUGCUAAACUCUGGUGGAGGUUUAGAACAAUUAGCUGAAUCUGUUGAUGAAGUUGAAGAAUUGAUGAUUGAAGGUCAAUGGAAUUAUACUAAGCUGCAGGAUUUAUUUCCAAAUGAUAUUGUUGAGCACAUCAGACAAGAGUUAGGUCAUAUUGUGAGGUUUGAUGGUAAAGACAAAUCCUGGUGGAUCGAAACAAGUUCUGGGAAAUUUACUGUUAAAAGUGCAUGGGAUCUUCUCAGACAAAGAGCAAUAAUUUCUCCUCAUUAUGAGAAACUCUGGAUAAAAAGAGUGUCCUACAAGAUUGAAAUCAUUAUACCAAGCAGCUCCAGCAUUGAUCAUGUGGCAGAUAUGGAAGAGCAGAAAUACACUGAGGCAUGGUGGAUCUAUCUCAUAUAA